Molecule: messenger RNA, 2574 nt
Organism: Paralichthys olivaceus (Japanese flounder)
Lineage: Eukaryota; Metazoa; Chordata; Actinopteri; Pleuronectiformes; Paralichthyidae
Product: seipin-like
Biological process (GO): lipid storage; lipid droplet organization
Cellular component (GO): endoplasmic reticulum membrane
Source: RefSeq, a predicted model, not a curated record
UGACAUGGAGGAGUGAGGAUAAUCGAUUAGCCCCGUGCUCCUGGAAGAGGACAACCCACUGAUGUAUGAACAUAAAGACCCACCUCGGAGGCAGCAGUCAGCGGGAGCCGGAGGAGGAACAAGCGCCCAAACCGGGAGCAGAAGCACGUCGGUGAGUUCCGUAUCAGACUCGAUGGGGGCAGCGAUGGGACCCGCGCUGCACUGGCUGCACGAUGUGGCGGCAGUGACUCUCCUCAAAGCCCGGAGGACUCUGUUUCAAGCCGCCAUCCUGUUCUGCGUCCUGGGUCUGCUGCUCUGGGUGUCCAUCUUCCUCUACGGGAGUUUCUACUACUCCUACAUGCCCACCGUGAGCUUCUCCACCCCCGUGCACUUCAGCUACUCCUCGGAUUGUGAAGCCUCGGGGCCAAGGCUCUGCUCGUUCCCCAUGGCCAACAUCUCCUUCACGAAGAACAACAAGGCCCCGGUGAUGGCGUAUGGCCAGCCUUACAGAGUGUCUCUGGAGCUGGAGAUGCCCGAGUCUCCGGUGAAUGAGCAGUUGGGGAUGUUCAUGGUCCGGAUGUCUGGCUAUACCAAGAGUGGGAGCGUUGUCUCCUCAGUGAUGAGAUCUACGAUGCUGCAUUACCGCUCCAGCCUGCUGCAGACCCUGAGCACUCUCCUCUUCUCACCCUUACUCCUGGCCGGGAUGGCCGAACAGAAGCAGCUCAUAGAAGUGGAGCUCUACUCGGACUACGUGACCAAUGCCAAUCAACCCACUGCAGGUGCCAUCAUCGAGCUCCACUCCAGACAAGUGCAGAUCUACUCGUCUCAGCUCCGGAUCCAUGCCUACUUCACUGGCAUACGUUACAUUCUAUACAACUUCCCCCUGACAUCUGCAGUCAUCGGUGUGGCCUCCAACUUUGCCUUCCUCAGUGUCAUCGUGCUCUUCAGCUAUUUGCAGUUCAUAUGGGGGGGGAUCUGGCCUCCAGACCAAGUGAGGGUCCGGGUGAUGAUUGGAGACAACACCCGCAUCCAGCAGAGGAGAGAGGAGGCCCGGAAACGCAUGGAUCGGGAAAACUCGAAUAAAGAACUUGAUGUUCCUAAAGUGAUUGGUCCUGUGAAUGAAGCGUCUGACUUCCAGGGAACUGACACAGCAGCGGUGGAGCCGUCAAAGAAGGACUCAGUUAUCCCAGAUGCCUGCGGGCCUGAUGCGCCUGAUACCAAGGAAAAAGGGUCUCAUGACUCUGAGGGGCCCGAUGAGAAAGACGUGUCAGGUGGAUGCCCGCUGCCUGAGCCACAGAACGAGACAACACUCCGACAAAGACCUGGACCCUGGAUGAGCCUGUGAAUCAUGCAUUGCACACAACUACAGUACAGUAGAGUAUGAUCAUAUGCUAAAUAAUGUCCCAUCACUCUUCAGCAGAUAAGUUAUUUGGCAGAACUACUGAUAUACCUCCUGUUACAGUUGGCACAAAUACAGAUGCAUGAGAACAUAUAUUACCUGUGUCAUUUAAGCUUACAAACUGCAGUUUAUUGCCUUGUCUUAAAAAAGUAAACCUCAUUGUAAGUUAGACCUCUGCUAAUGCAUUUCUGCUAAUUGUCUUCAGAGGAGACAGACUGUCCUAAACAGCAUGUUACAGUCGUCUCAUGUUUGUGUUUUGGGUGUGUCCGUAGCAUGAGGUGCUACAUUCCAGCUCCAUCUUGUCCAACGUUGUAGCAGGAAUUACUUGAUUCAUUUUUAAGUCUGAUGAACCUGCUUAUUUUUCUGGUAAGUUGGCAUUUUCCCGCUCAGCCAAAAAUAAGGGUCGUACACAUUCUGACAAUCCUCCCAUAAAAAAAGUGGGAAAGUAUCUCUCUCAGUUACUGAUUCCAUGUCGCUGCUGCGCACUGGAAGUAAAAUUUUAAACAUGAAAUUCGACAUCCAGAACUUAACACCCGUUUGGAGGAGAAACAUACACAUGCCUCGUGAUGUUUUCUUUUUCAGAGACUCUUUCAGACUGAUUAGAUUUGGAAAAUUUGCCGAGAAAAAAGUUCCUUUGUUUUCAAAAACCUUCUAGGAACAUGCAAAUGUUUCAGCCUGACAGAUACAAUGAAUGUGUUUGUAUGUUUUCUUAUUUUUCAUCACACAAAUAGAGAUGUUCUGUCACGGUUAAAGGCCGUUUUCUCUGCCGUGACAGAUGGAAUUAACGCUUUUACAAAGUUGGUCUUCAUUCCAUCUGAUCUAUGUGUUCUGCGGGGUCAGGGUUACGCAGUGUUAGACUGUUACAGUAGUCUAUACUCUGCAGUUAUAUGUUGUAAGAAAGUGGUAUUUAUUGUGUUUUCAUCAAAGAACCAAACAUUUUAAAUGGAUCUUUUAAGAAAUAGAAGUUUGUUAAUGGGUCUGUUGAUUGAUCAUUUAUGAACAUGAAGGAGAAUUGAAACGACUGUUGUUCGAAUUGUGUCGUUUUAGGAGUUUGUAGCAAAGAUAUUAUUAUGAAGCACUUAUCACUUGUUCAUCUUGGCUUCCUGUUUUUCAGAAUAUUCUGCUCAGUGCCUCUGGUGUUACAUGAGUCUGUGUUAUUUAUGCACUGAUACUAAAUUAAACAAAUAAACUUUUAC